UUCAGCAGCACCAUGCCUUCCUCGACACCUAUUCGCGUCGCGCAAGUCGUCGGGCUGACUACGGCCGCGUUCUUCGCGGGCCAAAGCGCCGCCACGACCUACAUCCUCUGCCCCAGCAUCAUGGAAGCACCCGCGCCGCUGCUCGCGAAGCAAUGGCGGAGCGCGUGGACGAAAGGGCGCGCAAUCGGCCCGCCGCUAGUGGUGGGGUUGACGGCGACGUUUGGCUUCCUGGCAUUUCACGAAUACUCUAUCAUAACGCCCUAUAGUAGCUGCGUGCCGUUCGGGUUGCUUGCGGGCGCAGCCGCGCUGAUGAUCUCGAUUGUGCCGUUUACGGUUCUGGUUAUUGGGCCAACGAAUAGGGCGUUAGCGAGGAAGGCGGAAGAGGCGGAUACGCUGGCGAGUCUGAUGGAUGUGGUGAUGGAGAAGGAGUCGAACACGCAUUGGCUGGUGGAUCGGUGGGCGACGUUGAAUCUGGUUCGGGCGGGGAUUCUGGGGUUAUCUGCGGUGUUGGCGGCAUGGGGAGUGGUUGGGUAUUAAGGCGCGG
Molecule: messenger RNA, 544 nt
Organism: Eremomyces bilateralis CBS 781.70
Lineage: Eukaryota; Fungi; Ascomycota; Dothideomycetes; Eremomycetales; Eremomycetaceae
Exons: 3
Coding region: 13-537 (174 amino acids)
Source: RefSeq, a predicted model, not a curated record